Ictalurus furcatus (blue catfish) is the source of this 3972-nucleotide messenger RNA. Its product is annotated as hepatoma-derived growth factor-related protein 2. The transcript has 12 exons. NCBI's taxonomy places the organism in Eukaryota, Metazoa, Chordata, Actinopteri, Siluriformes, Ictaluridae. The record is from RefSeq and is a predicted model, not a curated record. Bases 1732 to 2718 code for a protein of 328 amino acids.
ACGUUCAAACUGAGCUUCCACGACUCCUCUACAGCAGGCGUUUCAAACUCCAAUGAGGAACUGUUACGGGUGUGGCGAUAUUUAUUACUGUAGCAAGAUUGCACGCAAUAUAAUGUACCACAUGUACAUUACCCCACGGCGUCUUCAUCUAGGGAGGCUUGGAGAAAAUAAGAUGACGUUUGUUCAAUUUCUGAAAAAUUACUUGUUUGAUGUCAUGGAACUUUUCUUAUUUGGUGAGAAUUUUGUCAGUGUUUCACUCUUCUCCAACUUGCAUUGUUUUGUUUUGUUUUUUGUGUCAAGCAUUACUGAGUAAAUGUGUCCACACAAAUUACACGUCAAUUUUCACAUUAAACAAAACGGAAAUAUUCCUCCUGAAGGAAAAAAAUAAACAUUUUGCUCACACUUAUAUAACGCAACAUAACCCAGUCAAGCAUUUAAACACAUUUUAUUUGUGUAAGAACUGAUUUAGUAAGUUAUGCAAUUGUAACAGCAUUGUCAGUUGUAAUGAGUGGAAUCUUUCUGUGUGCAUUGAUCUGGAUGAUGUACUGUACUUGCUCUAAAAAUAACUGACUCGAGUCAUUUCUGUAUGAACAAAAUUGUAAUAUAUACAUGCUGUAAAUUAUACUGGUAUUUGUUUUGAUCUUUUUUUUUUUUUUUUUACAUAAAUUAUCUGCACAAACCAAAACACUUGGAUUUAUUUGUCUGAUUUUGCGUUCACAUGCGUGUUACAUUGGCACCUUAUAUUAGACAGUAAGUGAACAGUCAGUUCUCGAAGUUGAUGUGUUGGAAGCAGGAAAAAAUGGGCAAGCUGACCAAAGGAUCUAAGAGAUUUUGACAAGGGCCAAAUUAUGAUGGCUGGACGACUGGAUCAGAGCAUGUCCAAAACAGCAGGUCUUGUGAGGUGUUCUGGUUAGUACAUAUUAAAAGUGGUCCAAGGAAGGACACCCGGUGAAUCGGUGACGGGGUCAUGAUCACCCAAGUCUCAUUGAUGCGUGUGGGGAAUGAAGACUAGCCUGACGUGUCUGAUCCCACAGAAGAGCUACUGUAGCACAAACUGCUGAAAAAGUCAAUGCUUAAAUGCAUUAAGUUAACACCACACACCUUGUGUCUCCGCGUGGAGUCCAUGCUUGGAGAUGUUUGGGUGGCCCAAGAAGGACCUACACAAUAUCAGGUAGGUGGUUUUAAUAUUAUGGCUGAUCGGUGUGUAUCUGCGCAAAUGUUGCGCAUUUGUAACGCGCACGAAGGUAUCCUUUGAAUGUAUGGCGGCGUCGUUUGUGUGGAUUAUGCGUCAACCUUUCUGUCCUGGUUAUGGAAACGUUUAUGAUUCAUGCGAUUAUAUGUAGACAAUAAACUAGUAUUUAAAAAAACAAAACAAAUGGGAGAUAUGUUUUUUUAAAGAAGUAGCGCUAGAAUUGAGUGCUGUUACUGUACGGAGCUAAAUAGCUAGCUUAGCUUCCUGCAUUAAGGCCUAAUUGUGAGCUUGGCACGUUUUAGGAAGCAGCCUUGGGGAUAGAUAUGAGUGUUUAGUUACAUAUUGUAUCAUUUUGAGUUUAGUCAGUUAAUCUGCUUUGAAAUUAUAUAGUGAGGUUCUGCAAACAUGUUAAAUGACCUGAGCAUUGGAUGAUGAUGAUGAUGAUGACCUGCUAAUUUAGACAUUGAUCUCUGAAGGCUUUAUUCUGAAGGUCCACCUUCCUCUGAGCUGAAGCUUUAUCUCCUAGAACAGCAGCAAACAUGACUGGAAUCCAAUCCAGAGAUGAGUCGGUUGGAGACAGUUCUGAUGAUGAACCUCUGAGUAAAAUGGUGAAACCUGGCAAGAAGUGUCCAGAAGAUGCAUCCUCGGAUAUCAUGGAAGAUGCUUCACCAAAGAAAACCCUUAAAGAACCGACCUCUGCUGCGGAUGAGUGCCCUGGACACAGCUCUGAUGACGAGCCUCUGAGCAAACUGACUGAAUCAAAGGGGGCGAAGCGCUCAAGUAAACAAAAAGAGACUGCUACGGGGAAGCAGUCAGAAUCUGAAGACGAUCAGCCGCUGACGAUGAUCAUCAAGAAGAAGAAGCAGAAGGCUGACACAGAAGAGCAUGAAGAUGCCAAGAAGACCAGAAGCCCAAAAAAGCGUAAAGCUGUGACGAAGGCCUCGAAGCUCAGAGAUUCAUCACCCUCACCAUCGCCGUCGCCAGUGAAGGCCACACAGAGAAGAGGACAAAAAGGUAAGGACGAGUCGAAAAAGAAAGCACCGGCACAUUCACCAGCUGUGAACACAACGCCUAAAAGGAGAGGUCGUGCCAAGAAAGAAGGAAAAGCCCCGUGUAGCGACAGCUCGGACGACGAGCCCUUGAGCGAGCUGGCGUGGAAGAGGAGCGAGCCGGAGAUGAAGCAGGCGGUGGUGCUGGUGGAGAGGAUGUCUGAAAGAGACGUUAAGGAUGCAGUGGCACGUGGACGCGCACACAGCCAAGAGCAGAAAAGUACAGCCAGAGCAGAGUGUGCAGCGGAGGGCUCAGACGAGGAGCCUCUGAGUCAUAAGAUGAAGAGACUGAAAGAGCAGAGCAAGACUGCGAAAGGCAGGAGACCAGUGGCAGAUGCCAGUUCAGACGACGAGCCCUUGGUGAGGAAAGUGAAAGCAGCGAAGGUGAAGGAUAAGUUUAGAAAGAGAGCUAACGGAGAAGAGGACACAGUCAAACAAGACAGAGAGCUGAGCGAGGAGGACGAGCGUCCACAUUGAGAGCCUGGCAGCAGUCACACACAACACAACACGUCUCGCACACGAAUUUAACAGAAGAAACGAGAAGAGGACUCGCUUGUUUCACCGUUCUGUGGAUCAGUAGUUCUGUGCUUCAUUCCUUUAUUUAUGUAUAGGAACAACGUCGCAUUUUCUGAACUCCUAAACCCCGAAACGUGAAUCCCUUUCACUCCAUAACACAUUGAAAAGCUUGAAGUAGUUUCUUUUAUAUUGUUUUAGCAUUUUAUAUUUUGUAUGGUCUUAACCAGGCUUCGGUCUUUUACAUCGUGUACGCUGAUGGUUUUUGAUUUGUAUUUUAAAACAAACAAAAAAAGUCACUAAAUGUUAUUUACAUAGUUUCUAGGAAGGAAAGUGAAAUGAAAUGUGUUUUUUUGAUAAUAAUAUUGACGUGUACACAAGUAUAAAACACAGUGGUGUGAGAGAUAAAUGUGGAGAACGCUGUACAGUAGUUUUCUUUUUGUUUUUUGAUGACCGUCGUUUAGUUUCUUGUGAUUAAUGUGAUUUUACCAGAUCAGAUUGUUGGAAUUGCCAACAAAUGAAAUAUUCCCGCUGUCAAUACAAUCUAAAGGCUUAAAAAAAUAAAUUAAAUCAGUGACUUUGUAAUGAAAAUUGUAGGAACUCUGUGGUUAUUGCCUCUCACCGCUUUUUUCUUUACCGAUCCAUACCAUUUUGUCACUCGGCUCUAAUAUAAAUGUCAAGCUUUAGCAAAAAGCAGCGCACAGACUGAUCUUUAUAUAUACAGUCCCCUUCGACACUAUUGGAAAGGAAAGGAAAAUUCAUUUGUUUUUGCUGUGGACUUAAGACAUUUGGGUUUGAGGUCAAAAGAUGAAUAUGAGAAGAGAGUUUUGAAUUUUAGCUUUUAUUUCCUGAUAUUUAUAUGUAAAUGUCUUCAACAAUAUAGAACACAGCACACUUUAUAUCAGAUCACCAAUUUUGUAGGUGAGCAAAAAAUACUGGAACAUGUGACUGACAGGUGUUUCCUUGUUACCCAGGUGUGUCCUGUUAGAUUGAUUGCUUAAACAAUAAAUAGCUCUGAGCAUCUACUCUUGGUUUUAGCUUUCAGUUUCUCCUGUGAAGACUGCAUUUGUUGUUAAAAAGGAUAAACUAACAUGAAGAUUACAGAGCCGUCUAUGGGAGAAAAAAUCCAUCAGAGGCACUGCACAAACACUGGGCAUAGCCAAUAGAACAACUUGGAAUGUCCUGAAAAAGAAAGAAACCACUGUUGUACUGAGCAAC